UCGGGAAGGUUUUUGUUCCGGGCCUGGCCGCCGCCAUCUUGCGUCAGUGCGGGACGGAGGAGGAAGCGGCAGCGGGCGAGCGGAGCGGUGACUCGGCAGCAGCAGCGGCCGCGGCGGGGCCUGACACAGCCUCAUUGAUGUCCAGCUCGCCGUUGUCCAAGAAGCGUCGCUUGUCUGAAUCUGAGACGAAGACAGGUUCAAACUGCUCCUCUGGCAAAUCGGUACCGACUGAUCUACGUGAAGCGCCUGCCAACGGUAUGGCCAAGAAUGGAAGCGAAGCAGAUAUUGAUGAGGGUCUGUACUCAAGGCAGCUGUACGUGCUGGGCCAUGAGGCCAUGAAACGGAUGCAGAAUGCCAACAUCCUGGUCUCUGGGCUGCGGGGACUGGGUGUGGAGAUUGCCAAGAACAUCAUCUUGGGUGGAGUUAAAUCUGUCACUGUCCAUGACCAGGGGGUGGCCGAGUGGUCCGACCUUUCCUCCCAGUUCUAUUUACGUGAGGGGGACCUGGGGAAGAAUCGGGCUGAAGUGUCCCAACCGCGGCUGGCGGAGCUGAACUCGUACGUCCCGGUUACGGCUUACACUGGACCCCUGAGUGAAGACUUCCUGGGCACCUUUCAGGUGGUCGUGCUCACCAAUUGCUCCCUGGAAGAGCAGCUGCGCAUUAGUGAUUUCUGUCACAGCCGAGACAUUAAACUGGUAGUGGCGGAUACCAAGGGACUGUUUUGCCAGUUGUUCUGUGACUUUGGCGAUGAGAUGGUUGUGACAGACACCAACGGGGAGCAGCCGCUCAGCGCUAUGGUCUCCAUGGUCACCAAGGGGUGCCCCGGAGAAGUAACCUGCCUGGAUGAAGCUCGGCACGGCUUUGAGAGCGGGGACUUUGUUUCCUUCACUGAAGUGGAGGGCAUGAUGGAACUAAACAGCAGCGAACCCAUGGAAAUCAAAGUGCUCGGCCCCUACACAUUCAGCAUUGGGGAUACCUCCAGCUUUUCAGACUAUGUACGCGGUGGCAUCGUCACCCAGGUUAAGAUGCCAAAGAAGAUUAGCUUUAAAUCUCUGCGCUGUUCCCUGCAAGAACCGGAAUUCAUACUCACCGACUUCGGCAAGUUUGAUCGGCCAGCCCAGCUGCACCUGGGAUUCCAGGCUUUACACGAGUUCCACAAGAAGCGUGGCCAUUACCCCAAGCCCCGCAACCAGGCAGACGCUGCCGAGGUGCUGGCAUUGACCAAGGAGCUGAACGAGCAGGCGGCGCCCCCUCUUAAGCAAGAGCAGCUGAACGAGGACGUCAUCAAGGAACUGGCCUUCCAGGCAACUGGGGAUCUGGCUCCCGUCAACGCCUUCAUUGGGGGACUGGCGGCGCAGGAAGUCAUGAAGGCCUGCUCAGGCAAAUUCAUGCCCAUCACUCAGUGGCUGUAUUUCGAUGCCCUGGAGUGCCUGCCAGAGGAAAACAAAGAUGGCCUACUGACGGAGGAGAACUGCAGCCCUAAACAAUGUCGAUACGACGGGCAGAUUGCUGUCUUUGGCAGCGACUUGCAGGCUAAGCUGGGCCAGCAGAAGUACUUCCUGGUUGGUGCCGGUGCCAUUGGCUGUGAGCUGCUGAAGAACUUCGCCAUGAUUGGUCUGGGCUGCAGUGAAGGCGGGGAAGUAGUUGUGACUGACAUGGACACCAUUGAGAAAUCCAACCUUAACAGGCAGUUUCUGUUCCGGCCUUGGGAUGUGACGAAAAUGAAAUCCGAUACAGCGGCUGCUGCCGUGAAGGAAAUGAACCCCAACAUCCACAUCGUGAGCCACCAAGACCGUGUGGGCCCUGACACCGAGCGUGUUUACGACGACGACUUCUUUGAGAACCUUGACGGAGUGGCGAACGCGUUGGACAACGUGGAUGCUCGGAUGUACAUGGACCGUCGCUGCGUCUACUACCGCAAGCCCCUGCUGGAGUCGGGGACAUUGGGGACCAAAGGGAACAUCCAGGUGGUGAUCCCCUUCCUAACAGAAUCCUACAGCUCCAGCCAGGACCCGCCCGAAAAAUCCAUCCCCAUCUGCACCCUGAAGAAUUUUCCCAACGCCAUUGAGCACACCCUGCAGUGGGCCCGUGAUGAAUUUGAAGGUCUUUUCAAGCAGCCUGCGGAAAACGUCAACCAGUACAUCACAGACGCCAAGUUCAUGGAGCGGACCCAGAAGCUGCCUGGCACCCAGCCUCUGGAGGUGUUAGAAGCCGUCUACAAGAGCUUGGUGACUGAUCGGCCCAAGACGUGGGCUGACUGUGUCACCUGGGCGUGCAAUCACUGGCACACCCAAUAUUGCAACAAUAUCCGUCAGCUGCUGCACAAUUUCCCCCCAAACCAGAAAACCAACUCGGGAACCCUCUUCUGGUCAGGUCCCAAGCGAUGCCCUCACUCGCUCACCUUCGAUAACAGCAACCCCUUGCACAUGGAUUACGUGUUGGCCGCUGCAAAUUUGUUUGCACAGACCUACGGCAUCGCGGGCACCAGGGACAGGGCGGCCGUCACGGAGCUCCUGCGCCAGGUCCGGGUCCCGGAAUUCACUCCCAAGUCGGGCGUCCGCAUCCACAUCUCCGACCAAGAGCUGCAGAAUGCAAACGCUUCCGUUGAUGACAGCCGGUUGGAGGAACUGAAAUCUUCACUCCCAAGUCCCCAGCAACUGCACGAGUUCCGGAUGUUCCCUGUCGAUUUUGAAAAGGACGAUGACACGAACUUCCACAUGGAUUUCAUUGUGGCCGCGUCCAACCUGCGAGCAGAGAACUACGAUAUUCCUCCUGCUGACCGGCAUAAGAGCAAGCUGAUUGCUGGGAAGAUUAUACCAGCGAUCGCCACGACAACAGCGGCGGUAGUAGGCUUGGUGUGCCUGGAACUCUACAAGGUGAUACAGGGCCACCGGCAGCUUGAGUCCUACAAGAACGGCUUCCUCAACUUGGCUUUGCCCUUCUUUGCUUUCUCGGAUCCCGUCUCUUGCCCCAAGAACAAGUAUUAUAACACUGAAUGGACUUUGUGGGACCGCUUCGAAGUGCAGGGCAUCCAGCCCGACGGGCAGGAGAUGACGCUGCGUGAGUUCCUGGCCUACUUCAAGAAAGAGCACAAGUUGGAGAUCACGAUGCUGUCUCAGGGCGUCUCCAUGCUGUACUCGUUCUUCAUGCAGCCGGCUAAGCUGAAGGAGCGCCACGACCAGCCGAUGACUGAGAUUGUCACCCGAGUCUCCAAGAAGAAGAUUGGCCGCCACGUGAAGGCCUUGGUCUUCGAGCUGUGCUGCAACGACGACAGCGGGGAUGACACGGAGGUGCCCUACGUGCGCUACACCAUCCGCUAGGGGGCGCCUCUCCCCCCCUCGCCAGCGCCGCCCGCCUGCCUGCCACAGACUGUUAGUGCGGGGGAGGGCCCGCCUCCCUCCCCCACCCUUCUUCACGGUUAAAGUGACUCAAAACAUGAAAUAACUUUUGUUUACCCGUCUAGGA
This is a messenger RNA of Euleptes europaea (tarantolino), 3465 nucleotides long. It is a transcript of the gene UBA1, whose product is annotated as ubiquitin like modifier activating enzyme 1. Lineage: Eukaryota; Metazoa; Chordata; Lepidosauria; Squamata; Sphaerodactylidae. Bases 138 to 3320 code for a protein of 1060 amino acids. The record is from RefSeq and is a predicted model, not a curated record. Gene Ontology annotation, molecular function: SUMO activating enzyme activity. The transcript is spliced from 26 exons. Gene Ontology annotation, biological process: protein sumoylation. Gene Ontology annotation, cellular component: SUMO activating enzyme complex; cytoplasm.